Molecule: messenger RNA, 4732 nt
Organism: Sus scrofa (pig)
Lineage: Eukaryota; Metazoa; Chordata; Mammalia; Artiodactyla; Suidae
Gene: MAPK8IP1
Product: mitogen-activated protein kinase 8 interacting protein 1
Biological process (GO): JNK cascade; regulation of JNK cascade
Cellular component (GO): cytoplasm
Molecular function (GO): JUN kinase binding; MAP kinase scaffold activity
Source: RefSeq, a predicted model, not a curated record
GAUCCCGCGGGGGAGGCGACAACGGCAGCGGCAGCGCAAAGGCCGGGGGAGGAAGCUGCCUGCAGCUGAAGGCUGGCUGGGAAGAGCUGGGGCCAGGCCGGUCCGCAACCGCUGCCUCUUCCCCCAGCCCAUCUAUUUUUAAUGAGCUCCCCGGGCGUCUGCAGCGGGCAGGACGCAGAAAGGCAGGCCCAGGCUGUGGAGGCCCGAGGCCCCAGCCCUGCCCCGAGCCCUGGCCCCCCCACCCUUCUGGGCAUGAGAGGGCGGCCCCGGGGCUCUGCAGCCCCCGGGCCGGGCAGGGCUCUCCAUGCAGCUGGUGCUGAAGAUGGAUUCGAGCCCAGACAAUGACAGCUGGUUGGAGGAUCAGUGGGAGCGCUGGCUCACCCAUGACAUCAGCCUGGAGGAGUUUGAAGAUGAAGACCUUUCCGAGAUCACUGAUGAGUGUGGCAUCAGCCUGCAGUGCAAAGACACCCUGUCCUUACGGCCCCCACGCGCCGGGCUGCUGUCUGGGGGCGGCGGCGGCGGCGGCGGCAGCGGCGGCGGGGGGAGCCGGCUGCAGGCGGAGAUGCUGCAGAUGGACUUGAUCGACGCGACGGGGGACACUCCCGGCGCGGAGGACGACGAAGAAGAGGACGAGGAGGAGCGCGCGGCGCGGCGUCCGGGAGCGGGGCCGCCCGAGGCCGAGCCCCGCCAGGAGACAGCGCCCCGCGGCCAGAGCCAGGGCCCGGGCGGCGGGGACACAUACCGGCCUAAGCGACCCACCACACUCAACCUCUUCCCGCAGGUGCCGAGGUCUCAGGACACACUGAAUAAUAAUUCUCUGGGCAAGAAGCACAGUUGGCAGGAUCGGGUGUCGAGAUCAUCCUCCCCCCUGAAGACAGGGGAGCAGACCCCUCCUCAUGAACACAUCUGCCUGAGCGAUGAGCUGCCACCCCAGAGCAGCCCCGCCACCACCAAGGAUCGAGGCACCUCCACCGACAGCCCUUGCCGCCGAAGUGCCGCCACCCAGAUGGCACCUCCCAGUGGCCCCCCUGCGGCCCCACCCGGUGGCCGGGGCCACGCGCAUCGAGACCGCAUCCACUACCAGGCGGACGUGCGGCUGGAGGCUACGGAGGAGAUCUACCUGACCCCGGUGCAGAGGCCGCCAGACCCCGCUGAGCCCACCUCUGCCUUCUUGCCGCCGGCUGAGAGCCGCAUGUCGGUCAGCUCCGAUCCAGACCCUGCCGCCUACCCCUCGACUGCAGGGCGGCCGCACCCCUCCAUCAGUGAGGAGGACGAGGGCUUCGACUGCUUGUCGUCCCCAGAGCGGGCCGAGCCGCCGGCAGGAGGGUGGCGGGCGAGCCUGGGCGAGCCGCCGCCGCCUCCACGGGCCUCGCUGAGCUCGGACACCAGCGCCCUGUCCUACGACUCGGUCAAGUACACGCUGGUGGUGGAUGAGCACGCACAGCUGGAGCUGGUGAGCCUGCGGCCGUGCUUCGGUGACUACAGUGACGAGAGUGACUCGGCCACCGUCUACGACAACUGCGCCUCCGCCUCCUCCCCCUACGAGUCGGCCAUCGGGGAGGAGUACGAGGAGGCGCCCCGGCCGCGGCCCUCUGCCUGCCUCUCCGAGGACUCCACACCCGACGAACCUGACGUCCACUUCUCCAAGAAGUUCCUGAACGUCUUCAUGAGCGGCCGCUCUCGCUCCUCCAGUGCCGAGUCCUUCGGGCUCUUCUCCUGUGUCAUCAACGGGGAGGAGCAGGAGCAGACCCACCGGGCCAUAUUCAGGUUUGUGCCUCGACAUGAAGACGAACUUGAGCUGGAAGUGGACGAUCCUCUGCUGGUGGAGCUGCAGGCCGAGGACUACUGGUACGAGGCCUACAACAUGCGCACAGGUGCCCGCGGCAUCUUUCCUGCCUACUACGCCAUCGAGGUCACCAAGGAGCCUGAACAUAUGGCAGCCCUGACCAAAAACAGCGACUGGGUGGACCAGUUCCGGGUGAAGUUCCUGGGCUCAGUCCAGGUUCCCUAUCACAAGGGCAAUGACGUGCUCUGUGCCGCUAUGCAAAAGAUUGCCACCACCCGCCGGCUCACCGUGCACUUUAACCCGCCCUCCAGCUGCAUCCUAGAGAUCAGCGUGCGGGGCGUGAAGAUAGGCGUCAAGGCUGAUGACUCCCAGGAGGCCAAGGGGAAUAAAUGUAGCCACUUUUUCCAGUUAAAAAACAUCUCUUUCUGCGGAUACCAUCCAAAGAACAACAAGUACUUUGGGUUCAUCACCAAGCACCCUGCUGACCACCGGUUUGCCUGCCACGUCUUUGUGUCUGAAGAAUCCACCAAAGCCCUGGCAGAAUCCGUGGGGAGAGCGUUCCAGCAGUUCUACAAGCAGUUCGUGGAGUACACCUGCCCCACAGAAGAUAUCUACCUGGAGUAGCAGCGCUGCCCCACCCUCUGCAUCCCCCGGACCCUCAGGCCGGUGCCAGGACAGCUGGCUCCUGACCAGACGUGGCACUGCCUGAGGACGGGCACCCGCCACCACCAGAGGAUGGGGAAGUGGGGGGCGGUUGGCUGAGGGUGGGGAGGGCGGGGGUUAUGGGGAGAGGCAGAUGCAGUUUAUUGUAACAUAUGGGAUUAGAUUCAUCUAUGGAGGCUGGCACGGGCUGCCCGGGGAUUGGGAGGGAGCAGGGCUGGGGGUCUUCAAGCCCCUGGCCAGGAAGGGUGCCCAUCCUGGGAGCAGAGGGCCUUGUCCCAUCUUGGGCCUCACUCACUCCCCUGCCAGGGCCCCUGGGCCUCUGGCCACUGGCUCCUGCGACUGCCCACGCCAACCCUGCCCCUAAUUCCCAACCCCAACCGAGGGGUUCUGAGCUCAGGCUGAGCCCAGCCACCUACCGAGGACUUUGCAGUAAGGAAACGGCGGCAGGUAGAGGUGCGGUCCCUGUUCCCAGCCCUGUCACUCGUGUGGCCUCUGGAUGGCUCCCACCGCCAGCCUCACUGGCAUGCUGGCCCCUGGCAGGUGUGGGGCCUCACAGGGAAGGAGAGAGCCACAACGGGGCCCUGCCCCGGCAGGAAAAGGAGGCUUCCCGCCCUGGCCCGGGCCAGUCGGGGCCUCUCGGCUGCUUCAGCUGUCGCCCCAUCUUGGUCCUGUCACCCUGGCCACACCUAUUAAAGUGCCAUUUCCUGUCGGGACCGCAGCGGGUGUCAUCUGCUUGGAUGCCCCCCUCACCCACCUCAAUUCCAUCCCAGGAAAGCCCGAGGCUCUGCUGCACAGAAUAGCUUUAUGGGGGGCUCCCGUCACAGGUGUGCGUCGUAGUAAUACUCAGCCAUGUCUGGCCCGUCCCGCUUGCGCUGCUGGGCCCGGGAGAGCAGGGGUCGAGGGCCUCGCGGCCAUGGGUGCUUGGGUCGGACCCCGUAGUCUAGAGAGAGAGAAGAGGGUGUGAGGGGGAGGGAGAAUCUCUGUUGAGUCCACUGACGUCCUCCCCGAACCGAUGCUUUGCAGUAAGAAGGCCCUCUUCAUCUCAAGGCUGGACCUGGGUGGCCUCUCCUCGGGCCGGUCCCCCCUUCCGGGAGGGGCGGGGGGGGAGGGGGGGAGGCAGGAGGGGAGGUACUACCAUCCAGCAGGCCCGAAAGUGGCUCCGACAGUUCCAGGGGGGCUGAAAAUUCCUCAGGAACAGAUCGCUGAGGCCUGUGGGAGAUGUCGGGGUGCUCAGCCCAGGCCCCAAAGCCCACGACCACCUCUCAGUAAAGGGAGGCAAUGGCCCAGGGUGGGGGACUGGGUGAGCCCCGACACCAGGGAGGGGCUGUGCUGCAGAGCACCCCCACCCACCGCCAGGUCCCCCUGUCCCCCACCCCACUGAGCCCUGACCCUGUGCCCCCAGGAGCUACCUCAGUGGCUGGGGGUGGAGGAGCGCAGCAGCCAGGACAAAGUAGAGGAGGGAGAGGCUCAGGCCGGCCCUGGGGUGCAGAGCCCCCAGCAUGGCGAGAACCAUCUUCUGCUCCGUCCCUGAUUCCGGCCUCUGUCGGCCCCUCCCCCGCCAGAGGGUUGGAACCUGCUGCCAAGGCCCAGGCGCCUCACAAAGGGCGCGCGUUCCAGGGCUCGGCCCGGGGGCUGGGUCACAAACCUCCAUGCUGAGCUUUGCAGUUUGAUUUUACUGAGGCUGUGGGUCAGCAGGUGGCAAGCCACAUCUUGUUCUAGUGUCACUCAUUAAGGCUACAGACCUUCCGAGUUAGAUCUCAGUUCAGAUCCCCACCUUGCCUCUUGCUAGACAGACGUGUCACUUGAUCUCUGUGGGCCUCAGUUUCCUCACCUCUGAGGUCAGGUACAUACAUAAUGUGCCCAAGGACACAGGAGCCCCGAGCGGAGGACACUGGCACUGGAUCCUCACCACCCAGAGCACCAACCAUUCCCAUUAGCCUCCUUCCUGCGUGCGGACCCACCACUGCCCCAUCUCCCACUGGCACCGUUGCAGUCCCAGGAAGGCCCCGCCAGCUGAAGGGCCCAGAGCAGCUCACUAGCCCUGGUCCACUCAGAAAGCCCCCAGCAGAGCCCGCUCUGAGGGCCUUCCCCACUCUGCCCCCUGCAGCUUGGAACAGCCUGACCCUGGGGACUCCAUGGGCCCUGCCACCACCCCUGAGGCUGACAGAGGGGUUGCAAGUUAGGUGGCAAAGCCUGGGACCCGGUGCCUUAGCUUUCCGAGGGCAAGGACUACAGGACCCCAGUCCUUGACACCUUGUGGGUGUUCAAUAAAUACUUUUUGAA